This is a messenger RNA of Alternaria arborescens, 657 nucleotides long. RefSeq lists its product as hypothetical. Gene Ontology annotation, biological process: transport. Bases 1 to 657 code for a protein of 218 amino acids. Lineage: Eukaryota; Fungi; Ascomycota; Dothideomycetes; Pleosporales; Pleosporaceae. The transcript has 2 exons. Gene Ontology annotation, molecular function: transmembrane transporter activity. The record is from RefSeq and is a predicted model, not a curated record.
AUGACAUACAAUCGCACUCUCUCGCUCCUUAACGACUCUCCUGCCUCUCCUCAAAACUUCUCCAAAGUCUUUUUAGCAGGUGCAACAGGCGGCCUCGCAUCUUUCGUGGUCAGUGCACCCACUGAACUCGUCAAGUGCCGUGCACAAGUUGCCACGAGCGCGACAACGACGUCCUGGAGUGUAGCGAGAGAUGUGUGGAAGGCAGAAGGCAUCAGGGGCUUGUACUACGGGGGCGGAAUUACUAGUGUGAGAGAUGCAGUGGGAUAUGGUUUCUAUUUCUGGUCUUACGAACUCUCGAAACAAGCCUGGAGCUCACCAGACGAUUCAGAUAGGGAAACGGCUAUGAAAGUGCUGCUGUGUGGAGGUCUGGCUGGAGUGAUAACAUGGGCAUCCAUAUUUCCGCUGGAUGUUAUCAAGACUAGGGUACAAACGCAGGUACUACAUGCACCCGUACAACCCGGUGAACAGAGCUCGCUGUUAGGAGCAGAAACACCUAGGACGCGUUUGAGCUCUGUCGAGAUUGCCAGGCAGGCCUACCGGACAGAAGGCGCAGGCGUUUUCUUCCGCGGCCUUGGGAUAUGUAGUAUACGGGCGUUCGUGGUUAAUGCCGUUCAGUGGGCUGUUUACGAGUGGAUGAUGAAGAUGCUACAGCAAUAA